Neogale vison (American mink) is the source of this 2000-nucleotide messenger RNA. RefSeq names its product tyrosine 3-monooxygenase/tryptophan 5-monooxygenase activation protein zeta (gene YWHAZ). NCBI's taxonomy places the organism in Eukaryota, Metazoa, Chordata, Mammalia, Carnivora, Mustelidae. Gene Ontology annotation, cellular component: cytoplasm. Gene Ontology annotation, biological process: signal transduction. The transcript has 6 exons. The record is from RefSeq and is a predicted model, not a curated record. The coding region runs from base 474 to 1211 and encodes 245 amino acids.
GUCUGUAAAGGUUGCGGGGGAUUCGAGAAGGCGAGGUAGGAAGGCACUGGUAAGAAGGAGGAAAAAAAAAAAGGGAAGGCGCUUCCUGCCCAGGCUCACUCUCCCAAGAGCAGAGAAGUUGGGAGCUGAGCGGGGUGCGGAGGAGCGUUGGUAGCGGGAGAAGUGGUACGCUCCUCCGCUCGCCCUCUAGCGCGGGCGGGCAGGACGCGCGCGCUAGGGAGCGGCGGUUGCACUGGGCCCCCAGAGCUGUGGGCACCAAUCAACGGUUGCCAUAGCAGCGUUUGACGUCAUCGUGCGUGUGGUGCCCCUGCUGUCGGGGCUGGUGAUUGGAGGAAACCCCGUGUCUGCGGAGCCGCUGUAGCCUGUGAGCAGCGAGAUCUACGGACAGAGUCUCAGCCUCGCCGCUGCCGCCCGGAGACUGCUGAGCCCCCGUCCGUCCGCCGCCACCCACUCGGGACACAGAACAUCCAGUCAUGGAUAAAAAUGAGCUGGUGCAGAAGGCCAAACUGGCCGAGCAGGCUGAGCGAUAUGAUGACAUGGCAGCCUGCAUGAAGUCUGUAACUGAACAAGGAGCUGAAUUAUCCAAUGAGGAGAGGAAUCUUCUCUCAGUUGCUUAUAAAAAUGUUGUAGGAGCCCGUAGGUCAUCUUGGAGGGUCGUCUCGAGUAUUGAGCAAAAGACGGAAGGUGCUGAGAAAAAACAGCAGAUGGCUCGAGAAUACAGAGAGAAAAUCGAGACCGAGCUAAGAGAUAUCUGCAAUGAUGUACUGUCUCUCUUGGAAAAGUUUUUGAUCCCCAAUGCUUCACAAGCAGAGAGCAAAGUCUUCUAUUUGAAAAUGAAAGGAGACUACUACCGUUACUUGGCAGAGGUUGCUGCUGGUGAUGACAAGAAAGGGAUUGUAGAUCAGUCACAACAAGCAUACCAAGAAGCUUUUGAAAUCAGCAAAAAGGAAAUGCAACCAACACAUCCUAUCAGAUUGGGUCUGGCCCUUAACUUCUCUGUGUUCUAUUACGAAAUUCUGAACUCCCCGGAGAAAGCUUGCUCUCUUGCAAAGACAGCUUUUGAUGAAGCCAUUGCUGAACUUGAUACAUUAAGUGAAGAGUCAUACAAAGACAGCACGCUAAUAAUGCAAUUACUGAGAGACAACUUGACAUUGUGGACAUCGGACACCCAAGGAGACGAAGCUGAAGCAGGAGAAGGAGGGGAAAAUUAACCGGCCUUCCAACUUUUGUCUGCCUCAUUCUAAAAUUUACACAGUAGACCAUUUGUCAUCCAUGCUGUCCCACAAAUAGUUUUUUGUUUACGAUUUAUGACAGGUUUAUGUUACUUCUGUUUGAAUUUCUAUAUUUCCCAUGUGGUUUUUAUGUUGAAUAUUAGGGGAGUAGAGCCAGUUAACAUUUAGGGAAUUAUCUGUUUUCAUCUUGAGGUGGCCAAUAUGGGGAUGUGGAAUUUUUAUACUAGUUAUAAAUGUUUGGCAUAGUACUUUUGGUACAUUGUGGCUUCACAAGGGCCAGUGUUAAAACUGCUUCCAUGUCUAAGCAAAGAAAACUGCCUACAUAUUGGUUUGUCCUGGUGGGGAAUAAAAGGGAUACUUGGUUCCAGAUACAGGUGUAGUUUUUGUGUGGGUACUUUAAGGUUUGGAGCACUUACGAGGCUGUAGUAGAAAUGGGUAUUCUGUAGAUACCGUGUAUGGAACCAUGAGAAUCUGUGGAAUACUCAACUCUCAGUGUGCACACCUUUGAUUACAGUUGCAGAAGUGUUCCUUUAGUUGUGACCCAAUUUACUCUGGAUAAGGGCAGAAACGGUUCACAUUCCAUUAUUUGUAAAGUUACCUGCUGUUUGCUUUCAUUAUUUUUGCUACACUCCUUUUAUUUGUAUUUAAAUGUUUUAGGCAACCUAAGAACAAAUGUACAAGUAAAGAUGCAGUAAAAAUGAAUUGCUUGAUAUCCAUUACUUUAUGUGUAUCAAGCACAGCAGCAAAAUAAAAAUCCCAUGUAUUUAA